Molecule: messenger RNA, 1493 nt
Organism: Aspergillus wentii DTO 134E9
Lineage: Eukaryota; Fungi; Ascomycota; Eurotiomycetes; Eurotiales; Aspergillaceae
Product: DUF3237 domain-containing protein
Exons: 5
Coding region: 212-1438 (408 amino acids)
Source: RefSeq, a predicted model, not a curated record
UCUCGUCUCGUCUCGUCUCGUUCUCGUCUUUUCCCGCCCAGCCAAAACCCUCUCUUCCUUUUCACCUCCCGAGUCUUGCUGCCUCGCCUCGUCCUCCCUCGUCCUCCAUCCAUCGCCAUCAUCCGGGAGUCUCGCGUUUAUCUCAUCUUUGUUUCCCCCAGGUUCUCGUACAGCUAUCACCAUCGAUUUUUUCGAGUCUUUCACCGUGAACAUGGGUCGGACCGUCGACCAGGAAGUUCACGCGGCGUUCGUCGAGUUCCGCGCCAAGGAAGACGAUAAGUGCCUCUCCGUCCAGUGCAUCUACUGUCAGCAGAUUCGCGCAAAGAACACUUCGCGUCAGAAGCAGCAUCUCCUUGAAUGUCCCGGUCUUCGCGGUCACCCCAACGCUCCUCAGCCUCAGUCCCAACCCGCACAACCAACGCCUAAUGGCAUCGGCCCUACCAAUGGAUAUCCGGCAACUCCCAAUGGACCUACGGCCACUGCGGCCGGUGCCGGUGCCGGUCCAGGACCUGGUGCUCUUCCUACGCCAAACGGAACCAUGAUGACCAACGGCGUCAAUCCCCAUGCCACCCCGAUGCAGACCCCGCUACAGAACAUGCAACGAAGCGCUCCCUUGCCUACCCCGGGCCCUCCCACCGGACCCCCAGGUUCCUCCUCUGCCUCUGCGUCCCAGCAGCCGUCUCGCCCUACUCCCAAACCCAAGUCGAAAUCGUCCACCUCGAGUCUUCCCGCCCCGCCUUUGGACGACGUCCAUGCUGCCUUCGUCGAGUUCCGUGCCAAAGAGGAAGACAAGUGUUUGUCCGUACAAUGCAUCUACUGUCAGCAGGUUCGCGCCAAAAACACCAGCAGACAGCGCCAGCACUUGCUCGAGUGUCCCACCUACCUUAGCGUCAUGAAGGACUCGAUUCCUGCCAAUAACCUCCUCCAUACCUUCCCCGAAAACGACGUCGCCCGCUCGCUACAGAUCCCGGCCCCGACUCUCGAAUUGGAUUUCCGUAUGAGCAUCAAGGUAAACCCGAAAGUCGCGGUGGGUCAGAGCCUGUGGGGCCAGAGGGAUUGGGUUUCUCUUGUUGGUGGACAAUGGGCUGGUCGAUGGGGGAAGGGAAUUAUUUUGCCUGGAGGGCAGGAUUCGCAGAUUGUGACCAAAGAGUCCACAACAAAUCUUCGGGCGAGCUACAUGCUGCAGACCGUCGAUGAGCCGCCAGCCUACCUGAUUGUCAAGACUGACGGAUGGUUGACUGGCGCCAAAGAUGUGUUGGAUAAGGUUAAUGACCCGAAUACGGUGGACGCGGUCAACCCCAACACAUACAAAUACCGUGUUAACCUUUCCAUGGAAACUGGUGAUGAACGCUAUGCGUUUGUCAACACGUUGAUGUGGAUUGCCAGCGGUUGCCGCCGAGGACAUGAAGUUAUUUUCGAUUCAUUCCGCGUCAACUAACCCUCCGUGAUGCUGUAGCUGUUUUGUCCGUUUUUUGAGCGAGUACUCUUCGUUU